Messenger RNA from Talaromyces atroroseus, 1272 nucleotides. RefSeq lists its product as hypothetical. Lineage: Eukaryota; Fungi; Ascomycota; Eurotiomycetes; Eurotiales; Trichocomaceae. Gene Ontology annotation, biological process: lipid metabolic process. The transcript has 2 exons. The record is from RefSeq and is a predicted model, not a curated record. The coding region runs from base 1 to 1272 and encodes 423 amino acids. Gene Ontology annotation, molecular function: phosphoric diester hydrolase activity.
AUGAGCCCCUCUGAAACGACUUAUAUACCCUCCGAGGAUGAUGUCCCUCUUGUAGUUCUCGACGAUGAGUAUCGUCUUGCUACUUCCGAGUCGCCACCGCCUUUGCAUGGCUCGUAUGAGCGUCGAAAUGUGGCGCAACGAUCAUUAUUGUUUCGAUGGGCUUCUUAUGCUUCUACUUUAACGAAUUGCCGACAUGCGCAUUGCAAUGCUCACCCUUUAACGCCGAGAGCGAUAUUAUGCCGAUAUAUCCGACGCCCAUUCUGGGGGUUUGUGAUACUACUGGGCCUGUUGAAUAUCGUUUCGAUUUCUUUGGGUUGCCUCUUCACUCUUUUCCCUGACGAUUUCGACGACCGGCUUGAUGCGUGGCUGCUCCCCAAUAGUCGUCUGUCCGCCAUCUCGCAGAGAGACACACGCGGGAUUCCCGUCAGCAGAUGUCAUUCUCACAAUGAUUAUUGGCGAGACGUCCCUCUGCACUCAGCUCUUCAAGCUGGUUGCAUGGGUGUUGAGGCGGACAUCUGGCUGUCCGACCAGGAUCUUCUGGUUGGCCACAAUCCGUUUGUCCUGAACCGCCGGGCGACUCUGCGAUCACUAUACCUCAAUCCCCUCUUAGAUAUUCUCCAUCAGCGCAAUUCUCAUAUUUUAGACUUGCCGGACGAUUUUGAGCCUACCACCCCGUUAGCUGGAGUCUUUGCUGCAGACCCCACUCAGACAUUGAUUCUACUGAUUGACUUCAAAACGGACGGUGACGAGCUAUGGCCCUACGUGAUGUACCAGUUACAGCCUUUACGCGAGGCAGGCUACUUGACUUUUUAUAAUGGAACAGCCAUUAACGAAAGACCUAUCACUAUUGUUGCCUCCGGUAACGCACCCAUACACCAAGUGAUAACAAAUGACAGCUACCGUGACAUUUUCUACGAUGCACCCUUGGAUAAACUGGCAUUGACGUCGCCAACGUCUGACCAGGAUCAGCUAUCAAUCGAAUACGACUUUUCGAAUAGCUAUUAUGCCUCGGUGAACUUCGGGAAGACAAUCGGCGGUCUUCAUCGAAACCGUUUCUCGGAAGACCAACUGAUCAAGAUUCGCUCGCAGAUUGAGAAUGCCCAUUCUCGCGGUCUCAAGGUUCGUUACUGGGGCACGCCUUCCUGGCCGCGAGGCUUGCGUAAUCAUGUGUGGCAUGUGUUGGUGCGUGAGGGCGUAGAUUUACUCAAUGUGGAUGACUUGAGAGAAGGGACGAGACAGGACUGGCGCAAGCACCGGAGUUGGCUACUCUGA